AAAAUAGAUGUCUUUAGCAGUCAAGUGCAUACAGAUAGGGCCUGAGAGUUUUGCUGCUUUUUUGCUCUGAGAUGAAACAAACACAAGGCUUGCUGCCAUGGAUGAGGGAAUCUUUGAAUUGGAGCUGUGUUGCAGCAUUGUUCUCAAAAGCCCAGUCCAGCCAAUGAUGGGACACUUUGUGUGCUGCUCGAUUUCUAGGAGCUGAGAAGGAGGCUUUCCUCAAGGACUGAAGACAAACUUCUUUUCCCUCCCAACACUUUCACUCCCCUGUUUUAAGCCCAGGUGCUUAUUCCUAGCAUCCACGCUGGCUUCUUAGCUGUGCCUCCCCCAUCCACCGCCCUCCAUCAGCUCCAGGGGGACGGCCAGGGGGACCGUCCCCGAUGGCCGGGCAGGGGCAAGAGGACGGCUGCCCUCCGCCUUCAAGCCCUGAAAAAGCUCCUACAAGCCAUCCUGCCCUGGGACGAGCCAGGAAAGCUUUCCUCCUGUCAGGAUUUUGGCCGCUUUCCUUCCCCGGGUGCCCGCUCCCCGCCAGAGGGCGCCGCCGCUCCUCAGAGCUCCCCUCAUGGCGCGGGGCCCCCGUUGUCCCGGCGACCGCCGGUGGCGCCGCGGGCAGAACAGACAGAAUCUGUGCAAGGUUUCCAACAGAGUGGGAAUAAAAUUCUUCUGGAAAAAACAUGAUAAAGAUAUUCCAUGGUCUGGGGAGCUGCGUAUUGACCUAGAACCCAACGUCUAGCUUCCAGCAGAAGUACAACAAAAAACAUGGAAGAGAAGAAGAAAGACGAGAAACCAAAAGAGCAACUUUCAGAAGAAUCAGCUUUCCAGGAAGCCUUACUGGAAUUUCAAAUUGAAACAAAAGAAGCAGCAAUUGAUCAGGUUUUGUGUGAUCUGAAACAAGUGGAAAAAAAGAACAAAGAAUAUCAUGAAAGAAACGACCAUCUGAAGGAAGAACAGCAGACACACAUCAGGCGUAUACUCAGAAAAAUAGAAGAAAAGGAGAAAGAGCAAGAUGAAAAGGAGGUUGUAACUAGGGAUGACGUGGAAGAGUCACUGCAAGCCACAUGGCAGUACGCUAAGGACAAAGAACAACUUCUGAAAGACCUGCGCUCCCAAACGGAAGAAAUUGACCGACAACUUUCAGCAAAGCAGAGUGAGAGGGAUUACUGGUUGGAGUACAAAAAUGUGGGAAGUAAAACACAUGCUAACAAGAUUAAGAAUCUGGAAAAAGACAUCAAGGAAGUCAAAGAUGACCUUCACAGGGCUACAGAAUAUUAUAGAAAGGCUUUGAAAGCAGUGAAAGAAGAAAACGACAGACUAGUUGAGCUGUACACGAAGAAAAGUAAGGAACAGGCACCAGAGAGUGCUGUAAGAUACUUAGACAAAAGCAGCAUCAGAGAAAUUGAAGAGAAUGAGUGGCUGAAAGAAGAGGUUAAAAUGUACCAAAAGAAAGUGAGAGACUUGAAAGCCUCUGUUCAGCUCCUAGAAGAAGAAAAUAUAAAUUUAGUGACAAAACUGAUUGAUGGCAAACUUCAGAAUCUGAGAGUACCCAGGCAUUUGUGUCUUACUCAGGCGGCUGGCUUGCAAGGUGAGUUCUCCCAGGAUGAAAUUAAAGGAGUAGAGCACAGAGAGUACUCAGCAAAGACAGAUGGAGAGGAAAGCCUCAGAAGCGCCACAGUGCCCUGUCAGAAGAAAAAAGCCUCUCCAAAGAUUCAGUCUGAAGCAGAGGAUGGGAAGCCUCGAGACAGUGAUGAGGAGCUGCAGGAAAAAUCAUUGACUCCACUUCUUAACAGCUUGUAUGAAGUUGAAAAAGAUUUCCAGGAAUACUUAAAACUGGGUCCUCUGGAGUCAAAGCUAAUGUGUGUGGUUGGAAGAGCCAUGCCUAUUCACAAGGAGCCGGAAGAAACGCCAAGCAAAAGCCCCACGGAAGAUGGCUCUAUGGGUAAAUCCAACAGGCACAUCACAGCUCAGAUGAUCAAAGACUUGAUUAAGGAACAGGUUGGUUAAAAAAAAAAAAAAAAAGAGAAGCUGUGCUGUUAGCAGACAUGUAACGUUCUUGGUUCAUUAAAUAUUUGCUCUGUCGUUCAAAGAGUGCGUGGACUUUGUGGUUACUAUUUUUGAGUGUCUGAAUCAUCUCCACAUAGACGUUUAAUUAGGGACAUGCCCAGAUGGCGAACUGAAUGGCUGUUUUCCUUAGACUUGGAGGUAUUGCUGGGGCAUAUCUUGGGCUUCUUGGUCCAAACAGCUGCACGUGUAGCUGAGAAGUUGUUGUGAGAAGUUAUAUCUGAGCUGUUAUGAGCCAAGCUUUGUGAUCCCUACUUGCCGUGUGUCAAAUGUAGAAUUCCAGCUCGAGCAGACACUGAACGUAGGCUGCCAUAAAAUGCAGAACUGCUACAAAACACUUAAUUCUUUGCUAAAUCAGAACCCAGUUUACCCAAGCACAAUUCAAAUAUUGCUGGAAAUUCAAUGUUUGAAUGUAUUUUAUCUGUCUGCGUGAAAAACUCCACUUAAACAUAUUGCAAUUACUAAAAGUUAAUUUUCAAAUUUCAAAAGCAUAAUUUCAAAGCAUAAAAAUCAUUUAAGUCUUUAAAUUUGUUUCAGAAUUGGCCAAGUACGUUGUGUAAGCCUUUAUUUUUGUUCUGUGGCUGGUCUCUCUGGACGUGUAUCUUAGCACACUGAGUCAGGGAUUUUUUCCCAUUCUCAUUGUGCAUCGUGGACGCCCUGUCUGGAGUACACAAUGCAGUUACUUCCCCAAAGGCACAAAUAGGAAAUGCGUGAGUCAAAAACCUUUUUAGAAACUUGUGCUGGCAUUAAAUAGUCCAAUUUAAACUCUUGAGGGGUUAAUCAGGUACUUGGAAGAAAGCUUUUUUAAAAUAAAUAACCGACCGACUUAUAGCCGUGCAGCGUCUCGGUUUAUCCCAUGCUUCAGCACAAACAUUUUGCAUUCUCCAGGUGAGCUCAGCCGUUCCUGCCCAGCAGGUGUCUCCUUGAGCUGGAGGUGAGAGGGGCUGACUGUCUGCAGCUCCUUACAAACACAAAAAGUAGGAGCCCGCAUCUCAAACCCAACCUCACUUGCACUGCCACGUGGUGAGCGCUUGAAUGAGUUUGGCCGUGUCUCUGCUGUAACCCUGCUGAGUUACAGCAGAGGCUGAGGUGACUCCUAAAUAUUCGUGUGUCCAAAGGGGAUCCCUACUCGUGAGGUGCCAACGUUUUAAGCACAACAGCAGCCCCUCCGUGGCUAUGCCGCCUCUCUCUGAGUGCAAGCUGCAUGAGCUGGCGCGCUUGAAAGCGGGAUUAGUUCUGCUCAGUGGUUAGUCUGGCUUUUCGUAUAGUCAUAGAAUUAGAAUAUGGCUUUUGCUGUUACAGAAAAGCCUCGCCUUCUUCCCACCGCUCCCCCGAGGGCAUUUACAGGGAUGUGAACGUAGGGCCCUUCUCCAGACGUCUCCGUGCUUAUGCCCAUCAUCCACACCGCACCGUAGGGCAUGUGGCAGGACAACAUAAACUUGUACCUCAGAAAAAAAACAACUUUGCAGCUUGAAAUCACCGUUUAGAUUUUAACAGUAAGUGCCUGUGUGGGCGAGAGGGAGUUAAAAAGAAAUGUGAAACAUGCUAAUUAGGGUGCAAGCCACAGGGAGCCUGCACAGGCCAGAAGCAACAGCCUGUAGCAAAACUUAGUCAAGUGUCUCAAAUCCCCUUGGCUUCCAUGUGCUUAGCAUUAGGGCAAGUGGGAGGCUUUUAUGGGGGGAACAGCGAGGUCCUUAGCAUCUGGAUUUGAUAAUUUUGUUACUGCCAAAAACUCUCAGGCAUGAGCAAGGUGUUGUAAAGCAGAGGAGCUGAUCAGCACACUGGCAGCACGGCUACCACCUCCAACUCCUGCUUAAACAACGGGAGUCGGGGGCACCGUGCCAGUUGGUGCAAAACUUACACAGGAGGAGCAUCCUGAAAUUCCCUGCGUGCUGAAAUAUUUUCCUUUUACUGCGGUUACAAGCAUAGGACACUAGUUGGGCUACAAGAUAUAAGGUUUUUUUUUGUUAAAACUGCAAUUUUCUUAGCAUUGGGGAGAGUUGGGACAGAUGGACACUUUCCUGCAAGUGUUCACUUGAAAGUCAAAUUCAAGUUAAAGAGCUGUGAGCAGCACCCAGCUGCAGGUAAGCAGCUUCAAUAGAACUGAAGUCCAUGUGCUCCAACUAAGAACCACCAAUCCACCAAAUGGCUAAAAACACAAAGUAGAGCGGUGUGUACUGCUCUGCAGUGCUCAUGGAAGCGAUUUCAGAUGCUUACCUCAGCGUAUGGCUGGUUUGAACCCUCUCUGAGCAAUUUCCCUGUAGGGGCAAGCAACUGGAGCACCGUGCUCUGCAGCCCGAGCUGCGGGGAACAUGGGUGUUUGGAGAGGUUCGCAGCCUCCCAUGCAGCCAGGUUAUAUAACCAGGCGAUCUCUCCGCAGGUGCAGACCUGCAGGUUUGGAGAAACGAGGGCAGGAGACUUGUUCUGCAGCAUUUGUUCUCGUUUGCCUGCUUUCCGAGAGUAUUCAACGGAAGGGAUUCUGCGGGCAGCGAGGAGCUUGCCAGAAUAAGGGCAGAAACUAAUGGACCGAAACGUUUCGCUGUACUGACAGACCAGGACCAGAGAACCGAAUAUCAUUAGCACCUAAAGCCACUGAUGUUUUAAAGCUGGAUGUUCCUCUGAAAAAGGCUUUCCCUUGGAUCAAAACCCUUGGAUUUUUGACCCACUGUAGGAGCAAGGACGUUUCUUUGUACCACCACACCUCACAGCUCGUGUUCUGCAGCCGACCGCAAGCGCCGCGUGUUGUUUUAGGACACGGCACGGUAACGAGACGCCAGCAGUUGUUCCCAUGUUCAGCCCACAGAACAGCUCCACAAAAAAACUGGGGUUUGACGUGCUGCUGGUCUUUUCCCCACCUUUAGUGGUUAAAGAGCAGCAAGAAGCUAAAAUUGUAUCAAAUAACGCUUCUUAGCAAAAACAAUACUUGGGGAAUUGCUGGGGCUGGCACGGGGACGUUCAGCUGUUAUCACUGAGCGGAGCAGAGAUCUGCACUAUGAAAAUAAGCCUGAGACCUCAGCUCUCCUCGUACGCUGCAGGAGGCAGAGCAACGGGUUUGCGCCCAACCCAUUUUCACUGGCAUUAUCAGCAGAACAGCUCAGGAAGUUGUCUUUUCCAAGGCUUUUCCAUCUUCGCCUCAGGAAACUUCCUCAGCAGAGAAGCAAGAAAAGCAGCAAGAAGCACAUUGCACUCAACUCAUAGACUGAGGUGUUACCUUGGACAAAGCAUCUCCCCCAACCGAAGUGGAAGGAGUUGUUUGCUCAGCCUUCGGACACAAAAGGGCAACGCUGCUGCCACCCUGCUUGGCGCCGGGGGAACCCCUUGAGAGCUCUCCCCGCAGUCGUUCUGACGGAGGCAGGACGGAGCACACGGAUCAGCCCCUUCCCUUCGUUCUCUCGUUUUAGCACAGAAAGCAUCGGGAACUCACAGAUUUUUCUUGUCGGGCAAGUUCAGCGAGAGAAGCCAAGGCCGUUUGUGCUCUCCUCGCUGCAGCGUGCGGGAGCCGCAAAGGUCAAGUCAGAGGCCUGCCAACAGACCAAGGAGAAAGCUCUUAUUUACAUAUGCUCUCAUUAACAUUUUUUUUUCUUCCAUAUUCAGCACAUCUCUUCACUGCCCAUCGCAUUCCCUCGUCAAUCUCCUGCUCCCAUCAGCAUUUUCAAUCUCUCUAUCAUCUCUCCCAGUGCUUUGGCACCUGAUUCUCCCUUUUCUGCCACAAUCUCAAUUAUGUCACGGCCUUCAAGCUGCAAUCCAUUUACGUCUCUCCCAAACUUCCACCAGGCUCUGCAAACACGUACUGUUCAUCUAACAGAGGCAGGAUUUCACCCUGUGCCCCCUUUCUUGCUGAAGGGCUGUUUGGCAGCUGGAAUUUCGGGACUUCAGCAGCUGGUUGAACGGGCACCUGACGUCACAAAGUCAUGCAAUGACUGUUUUAAGUAUCUCCCGAGGUACCAGCAGUGUGAAUUUAUUGCAGGCAGCAGCUCGGUUUAAUUUGUAACUGAAACAAAGAGGGUGAGGGUGGUCAGACGCUGGGACAGGCUGCCUAGAGAGGUGGUUGGUGCCCCGUGCCUGUCGGUGUUCAGGAGGCAUUUGGACAGUGCCCUCAGGAACGUGCCUGAGCUUUUGGUUAGCCCUGAAGGGGUCAGGCGGUUGGACUCAAUGUCUCCAGAGGUCCUUCCGACUGAACGAUUGCAUUUAACAGAAGCAGAAGAAUUUAGGUUGUCAGAUGAACAAUCUGCAUGCGCGCUUUUAGAAAAGCUGCGAGGUUACAGCUGUUCAGAUUCUUGUUGGGGCAACAAUAAACGUCUCAGGGAACAAGUCCAACAGUUCUAUUUAUAUACAUCUCUGAUGAAAAAUGUUGAUUCCUACAUGCUACUUUUCUUCACAAAACUCUAAAAAGAGCUCCAACCCUCUAACCAAGCACUGCUUCCUCCACUGCUUCCUAAGCACAGGAAGCUUUCUCAGACAGUUUGCUCUUCUAGAUUAUACAACCUUUGACCUCAGUUUUGAAGAGAAUCAGGUUUUCGCAUUCCCCUGUUACUGAAAACGCACAGUAAUUCAAAAAGAAACAUGUCUGAGCUAUGCUUUUUCAGUUAAGAUACAACCGAGUGUUAUUCCAGCAGUAACAAAAGCAAACAUACUUAUUAGGAACAAGUUAAAUGGGAAAAUAAUCCUCAGAAAAUUCUCAAGCCUUUUUUUUUUUUUUCCUUCCCUGAAGAGUAAAACUAAAAGUUUAUUAUCAAAGCCUCCAACAAGGUUUAGCCUGGGCAGCAUCUGUGCUCCAUAACACAGCAACUGUGAGUUACCAGCAGAGGAUAACAGAGUUAAGUCAUCCCUACAGAAGAGCCUUUUUUGAGACCAGGAGUUUGCAACCUCAGGCUCACAGCCCCCCAAAGGGGCUCUAACGAAUCAAAAAGGUCUAAGUAAAUUCAGCAAAACAGACUGAAAAUACUGCACAGAGCAUCAGUCCUAAAACAAAGGUCGGUGUUUAUCACACCCCAGCACACCGGGAUAUGGAGAAGGAACAGUGUCUACCUUAACCUUUUCUAUGAGCUAUGAACAAUGUUUCUGAACAAUCCCUUCCCUAGUAAUCACCAAUUUAGCCAUCAGGACACAAACAUCCACUUUUUUUUCCCAUCUAACCUCGACUCAUAUAAUCCACAUUUCUGAUGUUCUAACUGCAAGCAAAAACUGAAAAGAAAUUGUUCUUGGGUGGCACACCCCCAGACUGAAAGCCUCAUUGUAGGGAGGUAAAGAUUUAAGUAAGUUGUAUACGAAACUCACCAGAUCUAAGCUUAUGCAUUACGUACGCUGAAACGGGUUCAAUGUUUUUAUUUAUGCUUUUAGAAAGAAAUUCUAAAUUACUGAUCAUUUUAAGGUGUACAGUUAUAUACCUUCAGGACCAGCUUAGGGUAGUUGAGAGGGAAGUUCCACUUCUAUCAGAACCCCGUGAUGAAAACCAGCAUCUAAAGCAGACGGUGGCGUGAGCAGCUGCUCAAACCUUCUCCAGCAUUAGCUAUCCUGGGGAAGAUACCUAAAUAAUUUUUGGUGUAUUUGUGCUUCUUGCCUGGUUAUAAACAGUGCAAGUUUACUGCCAUGAGUAUUUUGAAAGACUAGAAGAUGGGGAAACAUCAUCUUAAGGAAUCAGCUGUUGCUGCGACGACUCCUUACGAUGAACUAAGACCCUCCGCUACGGCACCACCAGGAAGACGUCGCACAGAUCGUGGCAUUCACGGUGUGGUGCACGGGGCCUGCAAUACAAUCUGCACAUGUGAAAUACAUUUGGUAUUUUAUUAAGUAAACAAUGCAAGUAUCAGUGCACAUUUGUAAGCAGCAAAAAAGAAAAGCACCUCAGACGUUCAUACCGUAACAAAAUUCUGUGGAAGCUGCAUUUUAUUUGAAAAUCCACCCAUCUUUGCUAACAUACGUUUUAAUAUUUUAAACAAAAAUAGAAUCUGCAGAGACAAUGCAGCAAGUAUGCUUUAAUUCAUGUACAGAAUUGCUUUCAUAUCACUGACUAUCCUUCUGAAGGCCCCUCUCCACCCAGAAGUAAUGAUGUAUUUACACAAAGCACCGAUCAACAGUGCUGCUUUAAUUCUUCAUUAUCUAAAUUCCCACUAGAUGUAUGUAAGGAAGCUACUUCCCGCUUUUAACUCUUAAAAGGUACGUGAUCAGAAACAUGGCACUAGCCAAAUGAAAAGGCUUCCCCCCCAACUCACGAUACCUCAAUUUAUUUUAUUUUUUAUUUUUUUUUUUUUUUUACAGAAGAGAAGGAAAGUCUUAAAGUGAAAGCAAUUCCUCACAUUCAUUUUGGAAAGGCCUUAUAAUGUCAAAUGUAAAAAUAAUGACAUGCCAAGCACAAAGCAAUAAAGUUCCUUCCCAAUGCACUAAUGCUGAAUUAAAAAUGUAGUGCUUCUUCUAGUCAGUUAACUGUUCCCUUGCAAAAUCCUAGGCACAGAAUUGACUAUAAGGAUUAAUGCAUUUUACAGCUCUUCCCUAAUUCCCAUAUAUACUGAGAAUUCAUUAGAUUCAGACCUUUAAAAUAUUUAGUGCUCUGUAUGUCAGCUGAAAAGCAUUCUGAAUCAGAUUCAUUCUUUGUGGAUAAAAAUCAGACAUACUGUAUACAUCCAUACUCAUUUUCAUAAGGAGUUUUUUUUUGAUACAAUAUUAAUGUUAAAUUGAUAAUCAUAAAUAAA
Messenger RNA from Cygnus olor (mute swan), 8747 nucleotides. RefSeq names its product coiled-coil domain containing 83 (gene CCDC83). The transcript is spliced from 12 exons. NCBI's taxonomy places the organism in Eukaryota, Metazoa, Chordata, Aves, Anseriformes, Anatidae. The record is from RefSeq and is a predicted model, not a curated record. The coding region runs from base 760 to 2001 and encodes 413 amino acids.